AUGUCCUUCCAAGCAGAAACAGGUAUCUUAACGCAAGUAGACGGCUCAUCUCAAAUUCAAUCUCAAAAGACCAAAAUAUUCUGCUCUGUAACAGGUCCAAUAGAACCUAAAGCUCGUCAAGAGUUACCCACACAAUUAGCAUUAGAGAUAAUAGUCCGUCCGUCAUUAGGUGUCCCCAAUACAAGAGAAAAAUUAAUCGAAGAUAAAUUACGUGCUGUGUUCACUCCAUUAAUAACAAGAUAUUUAUAUCCUCGCCAAUUAUGUCAAAUCACUUUACAAAUAUUGAGUUCGGGGGAAUCAGAACAAGAAUUUACUCAAAGAGAAGUGGCUAAUUCUAUUAAUGCUACGCUUCUGGCUUUGAUUGAUGCUGGAAUCGCUUUGAAUUCAAUGUGUGCAGCGAUCUCGUUGGCUAUAUCUUCUGAUGAUAAGUUGAUUAUGGAUCCUAAUGAUGAACAAUUGAAAGCCGCAAAAUCUGUUCAUGUUUUGGCAUUAGAGUUAGUGGAAAGCUCUACCGUCGUUAAAAACGUCUUAUUAUUGGAUAGUUAUGGUGAUUUUAAUGAAAAACAAUUGUUCGACAUAUUGGAACAAGGUGAAAUCUCACUUUUGAAAUUAGGCAAAGAAAUAAGAAGUAUAGUUGAAUCAAAAAUUAUAAAUUCAAAUCUUAUAAUACAGAAAUAG
This is a messenger RNA of Naumovozyma dairenensis CBS 421, 678 nucleotides long. It is a transcript of the gene RRP46, whose product is annotated as exosome non-catalytic core subunit RRP46. The record is from RefSeq and is a predicted model, not a curated record. The transcript has a single exon. Lineage: Eukaryota; Fungi; Ascomycota; Saccharomycetes; Saccharomycetales; Saccharomycetaceae. Gene Ontology annotation, cellular component: nucleolus; nuclear exosome (RNase complex); cytoplasmic exosome (RNase complex). Bases 1 to 678 code for a protein of 225 amino acids. Gene Ontology annotation, biological process: poly(A)-dependent snoRNA 3'-end processing; U4 snRNA 3'-end processing; rRNA catabolic process.